Spodoptera litura is the source of this 1349-nucleotide messenger RNA. RefSeq lists its product as uncharacterized. The record is from RefSeq and is a predicted model, not a curated record. NCBI's taxonomy places the organism in Eukaryota, Metazoa, Arthropoda, Insecta, Lepidoptera, Noctuidae.
AUUAUUGUAUUGCUUGCGCGUACCACGCUGCAAAAAAUCAGUGAAAAUAAACUGUGAAAACUACAUAAAACAUGGCAUCAACAUCAGCAUCAACAUCAAACCCAUCUUCACCACACUCGGACGCCAUCAAAAACUGGACACAACUUGAAAAAUAUCAUCUAAUGCUAGCAUUAAAGUCAUUGCACCGUCACGAUAUCGAAAAGAUUCAAGAACUCGUUGUUACAAAAACAGUCGAAGAAACUCGAGCUGCAGUGGAAUACUACACUCAAAUAGCGUUACAACAUCCCGCUUUUCUGCAAAAAGAGCAAGAUAUUAAGCCGAAAUCAUCUCGUAAACCUACAACGCCUUUGAACAGAUGGUCGAAGUUAUUGACUGAUAAUUUGAACUUAGAGGAGCUUCGAACUGAAACGGCGACUGCUGUACGCAUGAUCGCGGAUCUGGAGAACAUUCCGCCCGCAGUUUGCACAGAUAACAUAGAUUUUCGUGAAGUUUAUCGCCAAAUUGCUAACGCUAUGGAGGGCAAACCGAUCAUACUUGACGUAGCUUCCGCCUCCGUGUUCCACAAGUGUGUUCUAGAGACUGCGUUAUCAAGUAAGGCUUUUCUAAAGACUGCAGCGUUCAAAUACAUUGUUAACAAUAUAGAUUUGUCAGAUAAAGAGAUCAAUACGUUCCCGCGACCUACUGAGAAGCAUGAGCUUGGUAUCUUAAGGCAUUUGGCGUCCCAAAGAGCGUACAACCCAUUGAAUGUUCCGGAGGAAAAUUUGAAGCCGUCCUGCGAGAAUGCGCUUAAUGACCAUAAAAUGCAGUUGGAUCAACAAUAAAAUGAUUAAGCACAGACUAAAUUAUAAGUGGUAAUUGUGAAUAUUAUAUUUAAGACCACCCCUACUCUUUCCAUGGGUGUUGUAUACCCGACUAAGGGACUACACAUUUGAUAGAGACCGGGCAGCAGCGCUCUCUAAUGAACCUGAACUUUUUAUACUGCGAAUUCCAACAUGCCUGCUAAGUAUGGAUUUUAGUGCAAACCCUCAUUAUGUUCUCAUAGUUCAUUGACUGUUACGGCCUGUUGUUGUUUAAAAAAACAAUCAAAGUCAGGAAGGCACUUUUGAUCAUCAAACAAAAUAAGUGUCGGUUAGUCCUCUAGUUGCUCUAUUUGCUCGUUCCAAAGUGUAGAUUCCUAUGUAGAAGAACAAGCAAGAAACUCCAUAGGUUACUCUUUCAGGAAUCAGAAUUUGGAGUGUAGUCAAGUGUCUUUUAACAACUAGUUUUAUUAACCUGUGUGUCUAUAGAUUUGCUUACAAGAGAAACUAUAUCAAUACAUAGUAUAAAACAAAGUCGCUUUCGCUGUAUGU